This is a messenger RNA of Sorex fumeus (smoky shrew), 920 nucleotides long. It is a transcript of the gene NDUFS3, whose product is annotated as NADH:ubiquinone oxidoreductase core subunit S3. NCBI's taxonomy places the organism in Eukaryota, Metazoa, Chordata, Mammalia, Eulipotyphla, Soricidae. Gene Ontology annotation, molecular function: NADH dehydrogenase (ubiquinone) activity. The record is from RefSeq and is a predicted model, not a curated record. The transcript is spliced from 7 exons. The coding region runs from base 53 to 841 and encodes 262 amino acids.
UCCGUGCCCUUGGCGCUCCGUGUCCUGCGGGGCUCGGCUGCGUUCGGGGAACAUGGCGGCGGCGGCGAGAGGCUGGUGGCGCGGCCUGGCGGGGGCCGUGGCGCUGAGCCGGGUGGCCCGGCGACCCUCGGCGCUGCUGCUGCCGGUGCGGAAGGAGAGCGCCGCGGCCGACUCGCGCCCCACCGUCAGACCACGGGAUGAUGUCACCAACAAGCAGCUCUCAGCUUUUGGAGAGUACGUGGCCGAAAUCCUGCCCAAGUAUGUCCAGCAUGUUCAGGUGUCCUGCUAUGGGGAGUUAGACAUCUGCAUCCAUCCCGACGGCGUCAUCCCAGUGCUGACAUUCCUCAGGGACCACACCAACGCACAGUUCAAAUCCUUGGCUGACCUGACAGCAGUUGACGUCCCCACCCGGCAGAACCGUUUCGAGAUUGUUUAUAACCUCCUCUCUCUGCGCUUCAACUCCCGGAUCCGGGUGAAGACCUACGCGGAUGAGCUGACUCCCAUCGACUCCUCUGUGCCUGUGUUCAAGGCAGCCAACUGGUAUGAGCGGGAGAUCUGGGAUAUGUUUGGUGUCUUCUUCGCUAACCAUCCUGACCUAAGGAGGAUCCUGACGGAUUACGGCUUUGAGGGCCAUCCUUUCAGGAAAGACUUCCCUUUGUCUGGCUAUGUGGAGCUGCGCUAUGACGAUGAAGUGAAGCGCGUGGUGGCCGAGCCCGUGGAGCUGGCGCAGGAGUUCCGCAAGUUUGACCUGAACAGCCCCUGGGAGGCUUUCCCGGCCUAUCGCCAGCCCCCCGACAGCCCCAAGCUGGAAGCUGGAGACAAGAAACCCGAAGCCAAGUAGCUCCAGGGAAGCACGUGGUCCUGGAACACGCCUUUUCUAUCCUGGAGUGUCCGUGUAUAUAAAUUUGGAUGCGACCCAG